AUAAAAAGGUGAGUAUCUGAGAGCAGGACAGUGAGUAACCAGCUGAUUCUUCUUCAGAUAAAGAUCUCUGUAAAAAAUCUCCUCCUGCAUGCAUUUCACAUCAUCUACUGAACUUCUACUUCAAUUUCCAGCAGUUUGUGGUGAGAAAACUCUCUCUUUUAACACAUCUAACACAUAACAGCACUUCUGAUGAUCUUUUAACAAUCAUUAAUCCACCAUUACAGAUAGAUGAACAGGUUCAGAUGAUGAAUUUGCAUGUUCAUUUGUGUUCAUGUUUCUGUUGUCCUCUAACAGAUUUCUGAUAUCCAUCAUCUCACACACUCAUCAGACUCUCCUUACACACUCCUCACACUCUCAUUUCACACUCCUCCACCGUAUGCCACGAUGAAGCUCCUCGCUCUGGUGUUCCUACUCUCCACUUUCUCCUCACUAACCCUUACAGAGGUUGUUAAUUCAUUUAAACAAUCCUGUCCUAACUUCUUCAUCCGGAACCCAAAAAAAUCAAGUGAUAUCAUCAUCCCCACUAUCUUUAAUGGACGUCAGUAUAAGACGAUUUGUCAGCGCUGGAAAAACGAAUACAGGUUUGCCACCGUGUACGACACUGAGAGGAGGAUCCCUGUUUACUCGGCCUACACACUUUUACAGGCAGGAGAGACUGAACGUUGUGAUGAAUGGAAAAUUGAACCUCAGCUGGAAAAUAUCGAAGAAUAUAAAGACUUGAAAGAGAUGAUUGAUUCCCCGAGAGAAGCAGGAAAAAUAUUCAACCAGGCUGUGAACUCUGAUUAUAUAGGUACAGGGUUUACUAGAGGUCAUGUGUUUCCACGUCAGUUUGCUGCUGAUCAGGAUCAAUCAGAUUCCACCUUUACAUUAACCAACAUAGCACCGCAAACAGAGGACAGCAAUGGACAAUGGGCCAGACAAGUGGAGGAACCGAUGCUUAAAGAAAUAAAACAGAGCUGCAAACUUGACCAAAAUCACCUGGCAUACAUUGUGACCGGGGUCGUCCCAGGGGAGAACUGGGUAACCAUACAAAGAGACGGAAAAGAAUAUCAAGAAGGAAUUAACAUUCCCAGUCAUGCUUGGAGCGCUUACUGUUGCACCAGUAAAGACGAUAUUAAGAAACUCAUAGUGAAGACCUACUUAGCUGAGCUAGGCAUAUUUACUCUCAGGCGCCCCGACAUUAACAAACUGAAUAAACGACUUACUGAACUGUAUAAUAAAGGGAUACCUUUUAAUGUGUUCCCAGGAUUAGACGUUGAAGAUUCCCAUGUGGAUCUCAUAGAACCACAUGGAGUACACAUCAGAAAUGAAUCCUACAUUUAAUCUGGAUUAUGUCAUGAAUCUACACAAAAUAUCACAUAAUGAAACAAUGCAGUGGUAGCAUCAGGUCAGGUCUUUUGGUUGCCUCUCUCUCUCUCUUUCUCUCCCUCUCUAUAUAUAUUACUAUACAAAUAAAUAUUGUCAUGUAAUUAUAUAUGUAGUUUUGUAUGUAUGUAAUUAUGAUGUAACGAUGUCAUUGAAUGAAGUCGAAAUUGCAACACAUGUCAAGUGUCAUGUGAUAUCAAGAUUGAAAUAUCUCUUGCUGUAAGAACCCAGAGUUUGUCAGAGAACAUAUGGAACAUAAUAAAAGGGAUUUAAAAUACAAACA
Molecule: messenger RNA, 1648 nt
Organism: Hemibagrus wyckioides
Lineage: Eukaryota; Metazoa; Chordata; Actinopteri; Siluriformes; Bagridae
Product: endonuclease domain-containing 1 protein-like
Exons: 2
Coding region: 385-1323 (312 amino acids)
Molecular function (GO): nucleic acid binding; metal ion binding; hydrolase activity
Source: RefSeq, a predicted model, not a curated record